AUGGAGCCUCAGGGCAAAAGACUACUUGCAGCAAUUGUCGAUGACAACGCGCGCAGGAAUCCAGACAGACGGCUUGCGGUCAUUCCGCGAGGACCAGAGCUGGCUGAUGGGUUCCAGGAUUUGUUCAUCAAGGACUUAGCUCGAGCAGUGAACUUCCUGUGUGGGUGGAUUGAGAGGACGGUGGGACCGACACACUCCCAGGAGACGUUGGCGUAUGUAGGGAGCAACGAUGUGCGCUACUGCGUCUUCAUUUUGGCAUGCCAGAAGCUUGGCUACCAGGCUUUCUUACCUUCUACGAGAAAUUCAGAUGAGGCUCACCUUCAUCUAUUGAAGGCGACAAACUGCAACAAGUUCUUCUAUGGAGAAGAGCGACAGGGUCGAGUCCUUGAAAUCCAGUCGCUCUCUCCGAGUAUGAACAUAUUUCAGAUCCCAAGUUUACAUACAAUGCUUAAAGAUGAGAGUGGACUGCGCGUAUAUCCAAGUAAAUCCUUUGCGGAAGUGGAAGACGAGACGUCGGUGAUCAUCCACAGCUCGGGGACAACCGGCAUGCCAAAGCCGGUUUAUCUGACAAACGGCUUUUUUGCGGCUCUGGACGCCCUGGCUUUACUUCCAUGGCCUACAGGUCGUCAACCGACUCCGUUCUUCCACCUGGCCAUGAACGACCUCCUGCUGGCCACGUCGCCGCUUUUCCAUCUGAUGGGGCUUCUGGCCUUUGUCUUUGCUAUGUUCGGCCAAUAUUCUGUUUUGCUUGGUCCUGAUAAGCCACUCUCGGUCGAAUACUUGACAGACCUUGUGCGCUUAAUCCGGCCUACCCGCGCAAUCUAUCCCCCGUCCGUCCUGGAGGACAUGAGCCAUUCUGAGGAAGCACUGACCUGUCUAAAAGAACUCCAGAUGGUUUAUUUUGGAGGGGCCCCACUGGCUACCGAGACUGGGGAGCGAGUGCGCCAGUAUACCCAUCUCGUCACCGUGAUCGGGUCCAGUGAAACCGGCUUCACGCCGUCGCUAAUACCGGAAGAUCCUGCUGAUUGGGGGUACUUUGAAUGGAACUCGUCAGUCGGUAUCGACAUGCAGCAUACGGGCGAAGGCCUGUACGAGCUGGUCAUUUUGCGUCUGCCAAAUGCCCGGGAUAUCCAGAGCAUCUUUCACACCUUCCCCAACCUCAAUGCGUACCGCACCAAUGAUCUUUACACCCAACACCCCACGAAACCAUAUCUGUGGAAGUUCUAUGGUCGACAAGACGAUGUGAUUGUGUUGAGCAACGGCGAGAAGUUCAACCCGGUCACAAUGGAAACGAUCAUCGAGGGACACCCGCUCGUUUCCAAGGCCGUCGUGGUCGGCCAGUCCAGAUUCCAGGCCGGGCUUCUCGUGGAGCCAAAUCCGAAAGUGCCAGAAAUGAACCCCAAGCUUCUCAUCGAUGAGAUCUGGCCAACGGUGCAGGUUGCGAAUCAGACGAUUGCCGCCCACGGUCGGGUAAUGAAGAGCAAGGUUGGACUCGCAUCCAAGACCAAACCAUUCAAACUUACGCCGAAGGGAACUACCCAGCGGCGGGCCGUGGUUCGGGAUUAUGAGAAGGAGAUUGAUGCAAUCUAUGCAGCGGGCAUGGAGGAGGACUUGAAUGUCUCUGUCCCGGAGACCCUGAAUCAAGACAGUAUCACCGACUUCACGCGCCAAAUCAUCGCACGAGUGCUGGAAAAAGACCUCUCAAGUACCCAGGACUUCUAUGGUGCAGGAUUGGACUCACUGAUGACGAUUCAAGUCUCGCGAGUGUUGCAAAAAAGCUUGCAACGGCGUCGACCAGAUUUGAAAGCAGGCCUGAUCACGCCGCAAACAGUCUAUGCCAAUCCAACUACGGAGCAGUUGGCCCAGGUCAUUGACGGUAUUCUACAGGGAAAGACUCAAGCCGGUCUCCCCCGAGCAGAGAAAAUCCAGCGCUUGGUAGAAAGGUAUACGGAAGACCUUCCUGUCAACCACGAGGGCGAAAAUUCUCAUCAGAUUCGGCCCGUGUCACCCACGACGAUAAUCCUAACCGGGUCGACGGGUUCGCUGGGCACUUACCUCCUUCAUGCCCUGCUCAGCAACCCGUCCGUCUCAAAGGUGUACUGUCUGAAUCGUUCCGAGGCCAAUUCUGGGCAACAGAAGAGCUUCGAAGAAAAGGGCCUGGAUCUCGAUGUUCGCGACUGGAAGACCCGGAUCGAGUUCUUCCAAGUCUCAUUUGGCGAGCCACGAUUUGGGUUGGACGAAGCCAAAUACCAAGAACUACUGGAUUCCGUCGAUACCAUCGUCCACAAUGCCUGGAAAGUCGACUUCAACCACGCCGUCGAGUCGUUCGAAGAAACCCAUAUCAGGGGUGUGCGCCACUUCGUGGACUUUAGCCUGAGCAGUCGACACCAUGCUCAUCUCCACUUUGUGUCCUCGAUCAGCACCGUCGGCGCCUGGACUCCUGAGAUGGGAUCAGCGAUCCCCGAGUUGCCAAUGGACAGUUCGGUGGUUUUACAUCAGGGUUACGGCGAGUCCAAGCAUGUGGCCGAGUGUAUUUGUCUAGAGGCAUCGCGACGAUCUGGCGUUCCCACGACGGUCUAUCGCGUCGGGCAGAUUGCUGGACCAACGACCCCUCGCGGACAAUGGAACCCACAUGAAUGGCUGCCGACGAUCAUCGCGACCUCCAAGGCCAUGGGCAAAAUCCCCAAUCGACUGGGGCCGAUGGCGGUGGACUGGGUCCCGGUGGACACCCUCUCUUCGAUCAUGAUCGAGAUAGUCCACACACGUCAUUCCGCGCCCAGCAAGAAUCCCUGGGCGGUGUUUCAUCUCACCAACCCAGAGCGAGCCGAAUGGACGUCGCUCAUCCCUGCGAUUCAAAAGCAAUACCCGGUCGAACCUGUCGAGUUUGCCGCUUGGGUGGCAGAGCUCGACAGUAUCCCGAACCCCAGCAGUGCCGAGGUCGCCGAGAAACCGGCUCUCAAGUUGCUGGACUUUUACCGCGGACUCCAAGACGACGCCAGUGCCUUGUCGGUGACAUUGGAUGUGCAGCGCGCCAAAAAAGCGAGCGUGACUAUGAGGUCCUUGGGGCCCGUCUCGCCGACUCUCAUGGUGAUCUGGCUGCAGCAGUGGCAGUUCUAA
Molecule: messenger RNA, 3117 nt
Organism: Penicillium alfredii
Lineage: Eukaryota; Fungi; Ascomycota; Eurotiomycetes; Eurotiales; Aspergillaceae
Product: putative NRPS-like enzyme
Exons: 4
Coding region: 1-3117 (1038 amino acids)
Source: RefSeq, a predicted model, not a curated record